AUGCCCGGCUUCCGUCGCUGGGGCAAAUCGAAAUUUGAACGCAACCCAGAGUCCUCCUUCAAGCUGCUUGCCGCCGUUCUCGUCAUCACCCUCUACCUGCUCUUCAAGGAGUUCCAGCACCCCACCGUCCGGACCGGAGCGACGCCCACGGUCGGCGCACAGAUUCAGUAUGAAAACUGGAAUGGGACCGGCGCGGCGCAUGAAACUAGGGCGAAAAGUGUGAAGAGUGCUAUGAGACAUACCUUUUGGAAGUACAGAGAACAGGCAUGGGGCUGUGACGACGUACUGCCCGUGUCGGGCGGGAACUCUUCGUCUCGGAAUGGCUGGGGAGCCUUUAUUGUCGACUCUGCAAGCACGUUGGCGCUCAUGGGCUUAUGGGACGAGUUGUCACAUUCAAUCGAACAUAUACUGGCCAUUGACUUCAACCAAACGACCGACCUUGUGGACCCCUUUGAAACGACGAUACGAUACCUCGGAGGGUUGCUGUCGAUUGUCGAUCUAUAUGAUGCUGGCAUGAUACCCGAAACCGUUGUACAUGACGAGGCACGCGACCUCAUACUUGAGCAUGCUGUCACGCUGGCCGAGAAGCUUGCUCCUGCUUAUGACACACCGACGGGAUUGCCAUGGCCUCGUGUCGACUUUGGCACGGGUCAAGGCGAGCCCCAUCCCUCCUUCAUUUUCCACGAUGAUCCGGGGAAGCGACAGUAUGAUCACCCCGUCGUUGGCCCGGCCCGUGCUGGCUCUUCCAUACUCGAGAACCGUGUCUUGACGAGACUGACUGGCGAUGCCAUUUAUGCCAGGAAUUCCACACUGGCUUGGGCUCCCUUGGUCUGGUCCAAGUGGAUCACGCCAUGGGCAGGCAUGGUAGAUGGCCCCAUUGACAUCAUGACUGGAGAGCCAGUUCGCCGCGCAAAACACUGGGAUGGCGGUCACGACUCGUACUACGAAUACCUCGUCAAGAUGACCCUCCUAGCUCCACCAUCCGACUCCCACCUCGACGUCUACAAGAAACGCUUUCUCGACGCCGCCUACUCGCUCCGCACACACCUAGCGUCUCGCUCCGCACCCGCAUCCCAGCAUCCCAUGCAGCAUCUUUACAUUGGCCGCCAACAAGACACGGUUUACGAAAAUAUACAAGGCCACCUUGCCUGCUUCGCCCCUGGCACCAUCCUACUUGCCUCAAAAGCCUACUCUCAACCCUCGCUCCGCACCUUUGCCCUCGCCCUCCUCGAAGGUUGCCGCCACAGCUACACCUCUACACCCUCUAAAAUUGGCCCCGAGACAUGGUCCUGGAUCCCAAAAUUCGGCUACGAAGACCCAACCUUCCAACCGGAAAACGCGCAGCAGCGCAAACAAGCCAUGGAGACGGGCAUAUGGAGCACAGACCCCGUCUACAAAGGCCGACCCGAGUACGUCGAGAGCCUCUUCUACGCCUGGCGCAUCACGGGCGAACAGCGCUACCGCGAUUGGGCGUGGGAGGCAUUCGCGGCCAUGGAAAACCAUUGUAAGGCGCCGUUUGGAUACGCACAGUUGGCGGAUGUGUACAGCGUAAAAGGCAGCGAUGGGAGUAACUGGAUCGACAUGCAGGAGAGUUUCUGGGCGGCCGAGACGCUGAAAUAUCUCUUCUUGACGUUUACAGAUGUCGAGGUGGCGAGUCUGGAUAGUUGGGUGUUUAGUACCGAAGGGCAUCCGUUGAGGAUGAUACGGUGA
This is a messenger RNA of Plenodomus lingam JN3, 1710 nucleotides long. RefSeq lists its product as uncharacterized. NCBI's taxonomy places the organism in Eukaryota, Fungi, Ascomycota, Dothideomycetes, Pleosporales, Leptosphaeriaceae. The record is from RefSeq and is a predicted model, not a curated record. Gene Ontology annotation, molecular function: calcium ion binding; mannosyl-oligosaccharide 1,2-alpha-mannosidase activity. Gene Ontology annotation, biological process: carbohydrate metabolic process; mannose trimming involved in glycoprotein ERAD pathway. Gene Ontology annotation, cellular component: membrane; endoplasmic reticulum.